Molecule: messenger RNA, 1471 nt
Organism: Drosophila rhopaloa
Lineage: Eukaryota; Metazoa; Arthropoda; Insecta; Diptera; Drosophilidae
Exons: 4
Coding region: 58-1419 (453 amino acids)
Biological process (GO): lipid metabolic process
Molecular function (GO): phosphoric diester hydrolase activity
Source: RefSeq, a predicted model, not a curated record
AACACGCCAAAUCCAUUCAAAGUGCACGUAAUUUUUAAUUGAGUGUCAAGUUUAAAGAUGAACAAAAUGAAAAUAUUAGUUGUGCCUUUCCUGCAGUCAAUUCUACUAAUUGGUUCCCUGGAAGCGCAUUGUCCUGUAUACCUCACCGUUUCGCUGACUGGCAAGACCCUGCAGGACACCCUCCUGGAGAUCAAUUGGGGUCCCUACUGCUAUGGACCGCCCCAGUGGGUUGGCAUCUACGCCAAGGAUCCGACCACCUCCAACUUCCAACCCGAUUUCCGUAUCGAUGGGAUUGCCAAUAGGACGGGCAAGCUGAUAACGCCCAUCAAGCUGGGCAAACUGCAUUUCCCUGGUGGCUGGAAUCGGCAGGAUGCUAGCGAUCAACCUGCAACCCAGUAUCCCGCUGGCAAGUGCCUGCCACAUUUUGUGGCCAGCUACAAUGGCACUGAGCUGCUCACCGUGGAUUGCCUCAAGAUUCAGCCCAACUGGAUGGCCCAGAUCAAGGACGUCAAUCGGUUGCCGCUGAAGGACAUCUUUUUGCCGGGCACUCAUGCCUCGGGUGCCGUAUUUGGAAGCUCCAACAAGAGUAAUUCUAUUCUGGUCAGGGAUUAUCUGGUGGUCCAGCAAUUCGAUGUUUGGUCUCAGCUCGUGUUUGGCAUUCGCUAUCUGGAUUUCAGCAUUGGUUACAAGAACAUGAACACCGAAAAUGAAGCCGACAAUUUUUGGAUAGCCAACGAGAACAUGCUUAUCACUCCUCUGGUCGGAAUUCUGCGUGAUGUUUGUCUGUUUGUCAAGCGAUCUGGGGAGAUGAUAGUACUGGAUUUCAGCAGUUUUCCGAUCGGAUUCUACAAGCACCCGGAGAUCUAUAGUUCACUUUACCGCCUUCUUCGCCAGGAGCUGGGCUAUGAGGCCUACCGGCGCAAUGUCACCAAGGACGACCACUGUGCUAAUAGAAAUAUCCGGGAGAUACUGCAGCAGGAUAGGCAUAUAUUGAUACUGUUCCCCACCCAGGAAUUGCCCUAUCCAGCGAGUGAAUCAACUAUGCUCUGUCCACCGUGGCAACGAUUUAGCACCAGCUUUAUGAACAUUUCUCAGACCCUGGACUACAUGCAGCUGCUUUUCAGCAAGAAACCAGAUUCGCCGGUGCGCGACGAUGGUUGGAUAUUCACUGCUGUGAGGAGCAUGGAGCAGACCUUGAACACCCAGAAACUUGAGACGGCCAAGAAGCGGGCGGCGGUCCUCAAUCCCAAGGUCAAUCAGUGGCUGAAAGGUCCUUGGGGCAACAAUGCCAACGUCGUGGCCAUGGACUAUUUUAGCAAUACGAAUAUUGUGGAUCUGGCCAUACAGGUGAAUGCCCACAAGGCGUUUGUCAUGGCCAACAAGGAUUACAUUAAUUUAGAUAUUUUCAAUUUGUGUUGAAAAGUAUAAAAUUCGUAAUCCACAUUCCAAUAAAAGAUAUUUUUAAGAGCAA